AUGUCAUGGCUACAACCAACUCACCACGUGUCUUCUGGCUCCAUGUUGGACCUAGUGAAUCGGCCGACGCCGGUGGUCGACUCGUUGCCCGAAGCACCGCCUCCUCUGCCCGAACUGCUCGCUGGUCCAGCCCCCCCACCGGCCGUCAGGAAGCGCGAGGUGGGACAAUUGAUCGUCGUGGUGCUGCGAGGUAUGUGUUGAAUUCGGAAGGACCAACUGCUGCGAUAGUGGAUCGGAAUAUACGAGAGCUCACGUGUCUGGCUCGCUCUCGGUGACGGCGAUGAUCUUGGGGCUUGCAUCAGCACAACACCUCGAUGAAACGGUCAAGGUGCGGUCUCGAGUGCCUCGUCCGUGCCACAUGAUCGUUUCACUGACGAUUCCCACCACGUCACGCUGCUGCAGUCCCCACUUUGUACGGUCGAAUUAACCGAGUCGCCGGGUGGGGUAGAGUCGACCCGAGUCGAUCCAAGGGACCCGCAGAAUCCAGGUCAGUGCGUCUUAGUCUAGGCGCUCAAAUUAUACGCUUGAGCUCAUAGUCUACCGAUGGCUACCUAGUCUGGGACGAAGAGUUUCGCUUCGUUGUGCAUGCCGCCGAGACGACAAAGGCACCGACCGAGCCUCUCUUGGUCAAGAUCCGUGAUGAAACAUCCGGUCGAGCCGGCGACGAUCAACUCGUAGGACAGGGACAGGGACAGGUUGUCGAUAGUAAAACUUGGGUCCGGAAUAAGGAUACGGGUACCUACGAGUUCGAUGGUACGUUCGGUGCCUGCCCUGUCGAUCCGGGCGCUCGGGGGCCGGAGCUGCAGAAUUUGCGCCGCUGCGAGUAAGGGCACAAGUUGAACUAAACGAAACCCUAUACUUCGCAGACUGGGUCCAGCUCCAGAGGGACGGAAAAUUUGCGGGAGAGGUAUUCCUAGAGAUGGUACGCCCAAGGUAUAGCAUCUGGAAGCGUCAGACUAGAGAACAUGCUGACGCUGACCGACUCUCGACUAACCUCCGUAGACUUUCUACCCAGCAAUUUAUCGUCCAGUGAGCAGAUGAGGGCCCACAUUUCAUCACGAGAGGGGUACUGAUGAACUCGCUCCUAUUUCACAGAACUCCAAGUCGAUGACUGGGCCCUCAACACGACCUACUUCGACGAUCACUGCUCCGUCACCUGCGCCGACGAAUCUUUCCUUCCUGCAGCGGCGGCCCUCAAGGCUCGACCCGAGCACACGACUACAACCUGGACAAUUGGCUACCCACUCAAUGCUGCAACGACCGGCAGGACGCUUUGAACCCGUUCCAAGACCUUCCAAGUAUGCGCAGCCGGAAGCUGUCCAGCAUUUGGACCCUCCACAAGCCAUUACCUUCAACCGCCCCUCCAAUGCGACUGAAGAUGCGACUUCGGCCAUGACCUUCUCCAGUGCGCCAGAGUCCCGUCCAUUACCUACUCGGAACAACUUUCCUCCGAGCCUCGUGCCUGCCUCGAGGCCUCCGUCUCACUCGCCAUCGGGGCCAGUAUCUGGGUCCUAUGCGCAGCAUCCCCCUACACUCGUGGGGCAAAUGUCGGCGCUAUCGAUACCUGAACAGCUUCCUUCACAAGAAACGGCAUCAUCUCCCAGUCGUCGGCCAUUGCCCAGUCCGCCGGGCGCAAGUCUAGUUGCGUAUCCACAACGACAAUCUUACGGCGCUGGAGCAGUAUGCACCGAGGUAGGCGUCCAGCAGCCGCCUCCUCCUUCCCAACAUCCGCAGUCAUCGCCAAGACUGGAGAACAUAGGGACCGUCGUUUCCAAUCAUCUGCUCCAAUAUCCCCAACCUAAUCCUGGUCUGCAGCAGCUGAUACCACCGUACCAGCAUGCCCACCAAGUCCAACAUCAUCAAUCCCACCAAAUCCUCCCACAACCACAACCGCAUCAGCAACCACAACAACAGCAGCAGCAAAUGGACCCACAAGAGUAUCGUCGAGCCAUUCAACAGCAACAUCAACAAUUCCACCGAGAAGACUUGCAGCAGUACCAACACAUGUAUCAGCCCUCCUAUCCCGCCGCUUCCGAUCAACCCAAUCGUUCUCAAUACGACCCUCAACCACCGCGGCGGGUCCCUGAACAGUCCUUUACUCAUCGCAACUCUGAUGGACACUCGCCAUCACACCUUGCCUCGUCGCCGCGGAUUGACACCACGCAGUCGCGCAGCUCUCCAAGCCCCAGCAUUUCGCCCGGAGACUUUUCGUCCGAGCCUCCACCUCGACCACCGAAAACGCCGUAUAAUGCGCCGAUUCCUGUCGUAUCAGCAUCACCAGCCGUAUCUCCAGAGCUCAUUGCGCCCCCACCUCGACAUGGCUCGCUCCCGCUCGGCUCGGCGUCGACUUCAACCUCGCGGAUGUCGUCCUUGGAGCUGAGCCCGAACGUGGAAGCAGGAACGCCCAAAUCGAAGGACAAGGGCAAGCAGAGAGCCGAGCCUGUACCCUCGCCUUCGUCACCGAGUCUAUCACCAUCACUCAAGACACUCACCCAGUCGUCGUAUCUUCCGUCCUCUUCAUCGGCAUCGACGUCCUUGGGAGCUGGUUCGUCGGCGAAACCUUCCGCGACCAAAUCGAAUUCGGUCGAUCCCGUCAUGCUCGCCGAUCAAGCUCGAUCGUUGUUCCGCUUCCAACAGGAACAGGAAGACGCUCGGCUCGCCGCUUCACUCGCUGAAGAAGCUGGAGCUGCGGAAGAUCAGGUGCGAAUCCAGAAGGCGAGGGAGGAUGAGGAGGUGGUGAGGAAGCUGUUGGAAGAGGAGGAGAAGAUGAAAGUCGAGGAAGAGAAGAGGAACGAGCUGAUGGCAAGGCAGUGGGAGGAAAGGGAAAAGGAAGAGAAGGAAGAACGUGAGAGAAAGGAUGAAGAACUAGCGAUCAAGUUGGCGGCUUCACGGGAAGAUUGA
This is a messenger RNA of Microbotryum saponariae, 2901 nucleotides long. NCBI's taxonomy places the organism in Eukaryota, Fungi, Basidiomycota, Microbotryomycetes, Microbotryales, Microbotryaceae. The record is from the annotation of a GenBank genome assembly.